GCCCGUUUCCUUGGCAACGCGGGGCCUACUUCCGCGCUUAGCCCAGCGCGGCUCGUCCUCUGUCUCGAUUGGGGAACUCCGCUGGCCACGCCCCCUUGCCCGCCCCAGGCCACGCCCCCAAGCGCCUGGCUAGGAGCGCGGAGGAGACGCCGAGCGGGUGCCCCUGAGCAUGUGCAGAGUGCAUCGCCACAAACAGCAAAGUAGGCUCUAGAUUUACGAUAUACAAUGAAGUAAAUGUAGUAAAUUAUAGUUUAAGGGAGGGGCAGAACCCCGGGGUUCUGGGCAUGUGCAGAGUUUAUCUCUUAUUAAAAAAACAUAAAUAAAACAAUAACAUUUACAUCCUGCCCAUCUGGCUCGGUUGCGCCAGGCACUCUGGGCAACUUCCAACACAUACCGUAUACUAACAACAUGGAAAACGAAUUAGGUAAAGCUUGACACCCUUCUCCGGGUUUCUGAGCAUGUGCAGAGUGCAUUUCUCCCUACACAGCAAGAUGGGAAUAUGCUGGCCCCCAUGGUUUCUGGGCAUGUGCAGAGUGCAUCCCUGGACAACCGGUCAGUUACAAUCUGCUCCCAGUUGGGUUUCUGGGCAUGUGCAGAGGUUUCAUUUCUCCUUAAACAAGAUGGUCGGUCGCACCUUCCCCCCUGGGUUUUCUGGCCACAUAUAGAGGGUGUUACUCCAGAGGCAGCAAGGUAGGCAUAUGUUGGCUCACCAGGGUUUCUGGGCAUGUGCAGAGCGUAGAUCUUGAUAGACUACAAGGUAGGCACAGGUUGGCUUAGCCUACCUGGCAGUGGCACAUGGCCUGAGGCUGAAAUGUGCUUUUGGGGUGCAGUUUUCAUUCUGCUGCCUGUUUCACGCUGCCUUGUGGCUGCAUCAUAGAUUUGUAGAACAGCAGCUUUAUUCUCAAUUUAUUUCCUAAUAAUCCCUAGCAUGGAAUGUGCCUCUUUCAUGUCUGCCACAUACUGGGUUUAACAUCUUCAUUUGAGCGAACUACUAUGAACCCAGUGUUACAUUCCUGGUCAGUUAUUGCCAGUUAAGACCCAAGGAGCAUAUAUGUAAAAUUAAAUUUUUUUUGGCUCCAACAUGCAUCCCUUUACAUUUGCAUUGCAACCCCUAACAAUUUAGUUUCAUCUGCAAACUUGGCCACAUCAGAGCUCAUUCUGUGACUGCGAAACUUGGCAAAAGCUGAUUUAUUGCACACUUAAUGCAAUUAAAUGCCAGCUAUUGCAAUUCCCCCUCUCCUUGGCUCUUUUAUUUUUGAGAAAUCAAAGGUGGAGGGGUGUGUGGGACAAAUACUUGGCUGAGAGACAAAUACUUGGCUGAAUGGUUAAUGCAUAACCUGACUCUUGUGUUAGGCAAUCCAGGAGAGUCUGAACUCUGCUUUUAAGGACACUGGAAGUUAAUCCUCUUGCCCAGCCAGUAUUUUCCCACAAGGUGUGGGAAGUUGAGAAAGUUGCCUCCUGAGGUUUACUCUGCAGGCAGGUAGACUGCAGCUGGAUGUGGAGCUUCUGUUGAGCGUGGAGGGGAUCUAAAACAAGAAUUUCCUCGGUUAUAAGCUGGUUUGAGCCAGUUAAAUGUUUUCAGGAAGCUCCUGUACCUGGGACAAGUACCUGCCUGCUGUUUAUCCCACAGUCAGAGAUAGACUUCCUCUGUAUAGGGAGGUUCCCUCUCUCUCUCAUGGCUAAUAGGUGCCAAUGAAAUGGAUGUGGAACCUGUGGCCAUCCUCAUUGUAGCUGGAUUCUGGACCCCCACCAUUGGUGAUGGCAAAGACAUGGCAUUGCGGGGACUGGACUAGAUGACGCUUAGGGUGCCCUCUGAUGACAAUUCCAUGAAUCUGGAGGACAUCAGUUUCCUCACCCCCUGAUAAACACCUCAAUACUCCUAUUAGAUUAUUAAACAUUCCUAUGAGUUGCUAGGGACGUGGGUAGCGCUGUGGUCUAAACCACAGAGCCUAGGGCUUGCUGAUCGGAAGGUCGCCAGUUCGAAUCCCCAUGACGCGCGAAGUAUUGGAAGACACAAGAUUUACCCACCCGGGAAGAAUGGCAGAUGAAGUUGAUGGACUAUAUGGAAUUGGCGGAAAUGACUGGCAGAAUCCGAGACCAGGGAGAAGAGUCGGUGGAAGAAGACUGGAAAAAGUUUAAAGACUAUUUACAGAAAUAUUGUAAAAUUAAUGAAUGUUAGAAAAAUGUUGGAAUGAAGUUAUAUGGCUUCAGCAGAAAUGUUAUAAGGAAUUAAGUAUAAAUAGAUUAAUAGAGAAUUAAAGGGAAAAAUAAGGUCAAAAUGUGUUAAGAUAAUUAUAGGAUAGAAAGCAGAGGAAGAUGGAAAGGAAUUGCUGAAACAACAAAUAGAAGUGGAAUACAAAAAGGGAGGUGUGAGGAGGUCAUGGAAAUAAGUAAAUGAAAGAUUGAAACUAUUUGAUGUGUUUUAAAUUGUUUUUGUUUCAUUUUCUUAGUUUAAACUGUUUUUGUUAGUUCAGUGUUAGGUAUUGUUUUUGUAUUGUAUUGUAUUGUUUAUUUUCUUUUUCUAUGUAAUGUCUAAAUUGUUGGAAAGUAAUAAAUAUUAUUAUUAAAAAAAAAACACGAAUCCCCGUGACGGAGUGAGCUCCCCUCGCUCAGUCCCUUCUCCUGCCAACCUAGCAGUUCAAAAGCACGUCAAAGUCAAGUACAGUCAUACGCUUUGGGUUGUGCACCACGUCAAACCCAGAAGUACCGGAACUGGUUACUUCCGGGUUUCGGCGCUUGCGCAUGCGCAGAAGCACUAAAUCGCACUUUGCGCAUGUGCAGAAGCGCCAAAUCGCGACCUGCGUGUGUGCACACGCAGCUCUGCGGGUUGUGAACGCUAUGGGUUGCGAACGUGCUUCCGGCACGGAUCACGUUCGCAACCCGAGUGUCUACUGUAGAUAAAUAGGUACUGCUGUGGUGGGAAGGUAAACGGCGUUUCCGUGCGCUGCUCUGGUUUGCCAGAAGCGGCUUAGUCCUGCUGGCCACAUGACCCGGAAGCUGUACGCCGGCUCCCUUGGCCAAUAAAGCGAGAUGAGCGCUGCAACCCCAGAGUCAUCUGCGACUGGACCUAAUGGUCAGUGGUCCCUUUACCUUUCCCUUUUUAUGAGUUGCUGGACUGUGUAUCUAUAACACAUUUAACAGGGAGAGAAGAAUAAUGAAUAGUGUCCUAUUUUAAUAGCUAAAUGUUGGGACAGAUCUUAUUCUUAAUAUGCCCUGUGGCACCCCAGGUCUUGGACCCUGUGCCUACUGGCCAGCUGCUGGUUACACAGGAGCAAGCUUAAUUAUGACUGUGAGCCUUACCUGGGAGUAAGUUCUAUUGGAUGCAAUAGGAGUUAUUUAUUAUCUUCACAAUGUCCCUAUGAGGUAUGUUGGGCUGAGAGGCAAUGACUGGCCCCGGGUCACACAAUGAGCUUCAUGCAUGGCCAAGUGGGGGGUUCAACCCUGGCCUCCUAGUGCUCUAACCACUAAACCACAUUACCCGUCAGAAGAGCCCAUAUAGCCUAUUAGUCCAGGAUCCUGUUCUCACAGCGGCCAGCCAAUGGGAAGCCCACAAGCAGGAUUCACAGAUUCACAGAACUGUAGAGUUGAAAGGGACCACGUGGGUCAUCCAGUCCAACCCCCUGCAAUGCAGGAAUCUUUUUGCCCAACGUGGGGCUCGAACCCACAACCCUGAGAUUAAGAGCCUCAUGCUCUACCAACUGAGCUAUCCCAGGUUCCAAGAGGAAUCCAAGCACAAAAGCUUCCAGCAAGCAGCAUUCAGAAGCGUUGCUGUCAUGAGGACUAGUAACCUGAGUAAACAUACACAGAAUUACUCACACAGUCGAUUGUGCUUGCUGGACUGCUAUAGGUGGCUAUAGCAGUGUAAUUUGAAAUGAAGGCCAAUGCCUUUAUUUUGCUAUUAAUCUGUACCCAGAGUCCUUAAAUUUAUUUAUUUAUUUUUGCCCUUUGCAUCCUAUUCCUCAUUUUAUUAUCACACUUCAAUAGUCUGCCCUCUUUUCAGAAGCAGCCCAAGGGGACAUGCAGACUUCUCUCCCUCCCUGUUUCCCCCUAACAACGACCUUGCAAGGUUGGGUUCUGGACACUCUUUUGGUAGGGAACAAGCCCUGUACAAAAACGUGGAAAAGGACCAAACCGAGAAACAACUUCUAAAAUUAUUUUAAAAAAUAAUUUCAUUUUUUAAAAAAAUGAAAUAAUGCAAUAAUACAAUAAAAUUUUAAAAUAAUUUUACAGUCAGGCUGUUUACGAAUUUUAGGACGCAAAAUAAAUCAGAUCUGCGUGGGAAAUAUUUUUCCUCCCUUUCCCUUUAAGAGGGAGGUGGCAGGCUUUGACUGGCAGCCCCAUUAGCCAGUAGCGUUGACUUCCUGUUGUCAGCUGAGCCAGUGGUGGGGGAAUUGAGGUGGGGGUUGGUGGGAGAGGAAUCAUUCCUGGACCAGGUGAGUGCCUUGCAAGCAAUACAUUUUGCGGGGGGGGGGGGGGGGGGAGGGGAGGGCAGGAAUGUGGGGGGGGGAGUUCUUAACAGUGGGGAAGGCAGAGAUUGCACCCAUGCAAUGGGGAGAGGGGAUGGUGGUGGUCCGGAGAAGGCAGUUGCCUGGACUUUGCAACCUGGGGGGGGGGGGUUGUUUGUAUGUUUGCAAUCCUUUCUGCAUUAGCUGCCUCCCUGUCUCUCUCUCUCUCCUCCCCCCCCAUAAAAUUUUAUCUUGUUUUGCAGGUCGUGCAUGUGGCGCCUUUCGAAUCCGGGACUCGAGGGCUCGAACUCCACGCAGCUCUUGGGAAGCCCAUAGCAGUAAGCCCAGGAUCCCGGAUUUGCCAUUUGCUCCUCUGCCUGGCUGCCAAGUUUUAGGCAGGGUGGGGGAGGGAUUGGAGGAAGCGCCUGGGGAUUAAGGCCUAAACCUUGGAGCUUGGCCAAGGGGAGUCUGGGCCCAUGUGGGGUGGGUGGCGUUUCAGAGGCUAGGCCACAUCACGUAACCCUGCUUUGAAAUCCAACACAAAUCUUCUCUCCAUUUCCCCAUGUUGCUGUGAUAAGCUUCCUAGUCCUCAAGAUCUCAUGCAUUGGGUGUGGGUGUGCGCCCUCGACUCACUUUUGUGGCCUAGAAAUACGCUUUAUUAUUAUUGUUUUCAUUAUUACUAAUUUCAUUUACCCCGGCCUCGCCAGCCCUUGCCUCCUCUGCGUGUGGGUUGAGGUUGCAGCAGUCUUUGCCUGCCUGCCUGCCUGCCUGCUUGGGUGUGUUGGGGUAGAACCUGGUUUUUUGAUCGGGCUGCUGGGUCUGAGCUUUGCUGUCCUUUCUUGCCUGCCUGUAUCAGAAUGCUUUAAUUUUAAUUAUAAUCCUGAAAUGGCAUGCUAAAAUGGAACUGUGGUUAUUAUUAUUAUUAUUAUUAGAUAGAUAGAUAAUUUAUUACGGUCAAAGACCAGCUCGCAUAACACAAUAAAAACAGCGUUCAUAAAGAGAAAAUAUACAAUCGGAGCAGAUUGCAGCAAUAGCUCAUGAGUUAAAAUUGAGAUAUAUACAUAUACCCGUACAGCUGAGAUUUGAGCUACCAUAAAAAUUGGCCCAAAGGGCGACUUCAGCAUUUCCCCAGUAAGCUAUUUUAAUCUAGAAGAUGAUCUGUGCCUACAAAUCUGGGUGCAGAAUCUGGCUACCAGGCAGGUUUUCCUCUUCUUCUUCUUCUUCUUCUUCUUCUUCUUCUUCUUCUUCUUCUUAUAUUUGCCCGAAUGGUCAGAUCAGAGCACAAAUAAUUACAACAACCCUGCGAAGUGUUGCAGCAGGUGGGGCCCAGGGAAGGAUGCCAGGGGUUUGGCUCAGAAAGAAACAGAGGGCGUCUUGGAUAAGGAUAUCUACUUAGGGAGUUCAGCAGAAGCGAGAUCCGAACCCGCCCUGGCUUCCUGCUUUUCCCCUUGCAUGCUCACAGAAUCAUAGAGUUGGAAGGGAUCGCUAGGGCCAUCUAGUCCAACUCCCUGCAAUGCAGAGAUCUUUUGCUCAAGAUGGGUCUCGAACCCACGACCCUAAGAUUAAGGGCCUUGUGCAUAAUAUUACUCUGAUGUUCUUCCGUACCAUCUCUUGAGCCGUGAGCAUCCCUUCUGCAAAAGGCAAAAUUGCAGGCAGACUUGCUCGAAGGUGGGAGGCUUUAUCUUCUUAAAAACCUUUUAGCUGCCUUAACACUGUGUCCCUGGAGCUCAGUACUGCCUGCACUGACUGGCAGUGGCCCUCCAGGGCUUCUGGCAGGGCACAUUCCCAGAUCUUCCUGGGCAUCCCAUUAGGGAUUGAACCAGCAGCCUUUUGCAUGUGACGCAGGCGUUUCGCAACCGAGCCCUUCCCUCGGGGAGUUCCACAGGUUAAUGACAUGUUGCGCAGGCGCUGGCUUCCUGUUGUUUGUGCUGCGAAUCUGCUGACUGUGAGUUGUUUGUUCCCUUCCCUGUCCUGGUGGCGCCUGAGAAAGGGGUCAGCCUGGGGUGCCCCGGGGUCUGUCUGCUGGGGAGAGGAUGGGUGCUUGUGAGUGUAGAAGGCAUGUAAAUUUCUGAAGGUUCAGGGAGACUUGGCCUCCAAAAUAGGCUCCCCUAGGAACAGAACCGACAAACAAAUUUAUUACUGUAUCAUCAUUACUUAGAUUUAGAAGACAUCUAGAUUUGUUUUAUUAUGUUUUUGCGUAUGUUGGAAGCCACCCAGAAUGCCCGGGGCAACCUAGUCAAAUCGGCGGGGUACAAAUAAUGAAAUUAUUCCUGUUAUUAUCAUUAUUAGGAAGGCAUGUGAAUUUCUGAAGGUUUGGGGAGUUUUGUCCAUGAAAAGCUUCUUCCAGCAACAAAGUCUAUGAAUAAGCAAAUUUACCUAUUAUUAUAUAUUGUUACUGUUAUGGGAAAGUGGGAUUGAUUGAUUUGUUUGUUAUUGAUUUAUUUGUUUAUUUCUCUGAGGAGCUCAAGGUAUUGUAUGUGGCCCUCCUGCUCCUCAUUUCAUCAACACAACAUCCCUACAAAGCAGGUUGGCUUGAGAGACAGUGACUGCACCCCCCCAAGGUCACCCAAGGUUCAUGGCUGAGUUGGGGGACUUGAACCCAGGCCCCAGCCGGGCACUCUAUCCGCUAUGUUUCUCGGUGUUAGUAUUAAUAGUAUUACUUUUCUGCAGGAAACAAUUAAUUUCCAAAUUCACACACACACACACACACACAGAGGAAAUAAUAGAAAAGUGAAUAUAGCGCUAUAUUAUAUAAUAUAUGUCUCCAGCUAAGGGAGCUAUUCAAGCCUAUUGGUCUAGGUUAGUCAUACCCAGCAACUUCAAUGGGUUUUCGCCGAUUGCUAUGAUUAACACUGAAUACAGCUCAUCAUCAUGGUUGUAAAAAAGGACAUUUCCAAUGUAGGUCAUAUUCUGAGCAGAUCCAUUAUUGAGAUCCAUGGGCAUUUCUAGCGCAGGUCCGUUAAUUUCCAAGGGGUCUACUCCUGAAAAACUCAGCUGGGAACGACCCAUUAUGUUUAUUCUUAAGGUAAUGUUUUCUGACCCUGCAGAGAGGCAAGUGCCAUAUUGGCUGUGAUUGAUCCCUGCAUUGCUGGGGGUUGGGAUACAUGACCCUUGGGGUCCCUUCCAGCCCUGCAGUUCUGUGAUGAAACCGCAGUAAAAAUUUGGCAGCUGUCUGCCUGCAAACCCUCAGCUUGGUUCCCAAACUGGCUUAGGGGACCUUCACCCCGGUGGGUUUCUCUCUUGUGGCCUAGCCUACCUCGCAGGGAUCGGCGCAAGAAUGAAAAUUCUGAUGAUUCUGAUGAUGUGUUAUGGGCAUGAGGAGGGGGAGUGCAGGGAUUAUUGGUUUUUCUUGUUUUUGUAACAUAAACGGCCUCGGUCCAGUAUACCUGAAGGAGCGUCUCCACCCCCAUCGUUCUACCUGGACACUGAGGUCCAGCUCUGAGGGCCUUCUGGCGGUUCCCUCCCUGCGAGAAGCCAAGCUACAGAGAACCAGGCAGAGGGCCUUCUCGGUGGUGGCACCCGCCCUGUGGAACGCCCUCCCACCAGAUGUCAAAGAGAAAAACAACUACCAGACUUUUAGAAGACAUCUGAAGGCAGCCCUGUUUAGGGAAGCUUUUACUGUUUAAUAGGUUAUUGUAUUUUAAUAUUCUGUUGGAAGCUGCCCAGCGUGGCUGGAGAAACCCAGCCAGAUGGGUGGGGUAUAAAUAAUAAAUUAUUAUUAUUAUUAUUAUUAUUAUUAUUAUUUAUUAUUUAUUUCGUGUUUUUAUGUUGUGAUUUUAUGUUGUGAGCCACCCUAAGACCCACGGGUAUAAGAUGGCAUGCAGAUUUAGUAAGGAAGGAAGUAAAUAAAUACAAAGAAAGUAAAUAAAUAAAAACAAAUAAAACAUUUGCAUACUGUCCUUCAAUCUGUAGAUCUCAGGGCGGUUCACUACAUAGAAAAAACUAGGGGGACUCUGGAUAGCUCAGUCGGCAGAGCACAAGACUGUUAAUCUCAGGGUUGUGGUUUUAAGCCCCACAUUGGGGAAAAUCUACCUGCAUCGCCCGGGGUUGGACUAGAUGACCCUUGGGUUCCCUUCCAAAUCUACAGAUUUUAUGAUUCUAUGAUUCUUCCUUCCUCCCUGCCCACCCAUCUCUUGAACUUUUGGGCAGACAGGGGUAGGAUUAAAAUCUUGAUGGUUUUUUUAAAAAAUGUUAUCAGCGUCUGCAAUCUCUCUGGUUCACAGAGCGGCUAAGACCCUGGAGAUGUCUUGACCUGUCCGUAGGGUCAUUUCCCCACCCCCAAACCUCGGGGGCUGGCGAUUUCUCCAAUACGCAUGCUUGGGGUUCUGUUAAGGACAAAGGGGAGAUUCGCACCCGUCUUCUCCUAACAGCUGGGAGGUGGUCUGGGGUGACAGAAUAAGGCUUUUGUCACACACCUUUUCUCCUUUAAAAAUAAAUAAAUGUCAAAAUAGGAGCUGAAUUGUAAGCUAGGAAGUCCCCAGUUAUCAUGGCUGCCUUCUGAUGUGGGCUAGAACCUGCUAGAGAGUGCAGGGUUCGAAUCGUUGCUGAGACAAGAAGUGUGAGCUUGGGGGCCGGUCUCCUCUUUCCGCCAGACCUACCUUGCAAGGUUGCUGUUGUUGGGGCUUAAAAUUAAGAAUUGGGAUAGCCAAGUAUGCCACAUUGAGCUCCUUGCACAGAGGAGGAGGGUGGCUGAGAUGGAAACAGAACCUUAUUAGGAAUGGGGUGUUUGGCCUGGAAAAAAGCAGACGGAGAGGGGAUAAGAUAAUAGAAAGGUCCCCCAAAGGUCAUCUAAUCCAACCCCCCUGCAACGCAGGGAAUGGUCAUCUUCCAAUAUCUCAAGGGCUGUCAAAUGGAAGAGGGAACAAGCUUGUUUUCUCCUGUUUCGGGAGGGCAGGACUCGAACCCAUGGCUUCAAGCCGCAAGAAAGGAGAUUCCGACUAAAUAUCGGAAAGAACUUUUCCAGGGGUAAGAGCUGUUUGACACAAAGAUGUGGUGGACUCUCCUUCCUUGGAGGUUUUCAAGCAGAGGUUGGGUGGCCAUCUGUCCUGGAUGCUUUAGCUGAGAUUCCUGCAUUGCAGGGGGUUGGACUGGAUGACCCUUGGGGAUCCCCUUCCAGCUCUUCAGUUUCUGUGAUUCUAUGAUCCUUGGAGGGAUACAGGGAGAAAGGUGGGCUGAGACCUGCGGGUAUAGGGUGGUGUACAAACUAAGUAAGUUAGUUUAAGUAAGUAAGUAAGUUUAUUUAGUAAGUAAGUAAAUAAAUAAAUAAGUUAAUGCCAUACCUGAAAAAAUAAGACCCAAGCGCCCCAGCCUUUCUUCAUAUUGGUGUAACUCCAUUCCCUUCCCUUGAUUCCCUCUCCCCUUUUUAUUUUAUUUUUUAGAAAUAAUUUUUAUAAAAUUUCUGUUUUGCAUUUUAGAAUAUUCACUUAACCAUCCUUAAAAUAUCAGUGACUUCCCUUCCUCUCUUUCCGUGGUUCAUUUUGCACAACAUAAAUUUUAUAUAAAUUUAUAUAAAUUACAGCCUGCACCAAAAAAAAUCACGCAGCCACUGUUGCGUGGGGCCACAAUGGCGCAAAAACAUGGUCACAAAGCACGGAUCCACAUGGAUCCUCAGGAUUUUUGCAUUGGAUCACCCCAAAUUCACCAUCAGAUCACAUGUCUGUGGCCACAGCAUGAACCACAAAAAUCAUACAUCCACUGUUUCAUUCAGAAUAUUUUUUUUCUUGUUUUCCUCCUCUAAAAACUAGGUGCGUCUUAUGGAGCGAAAAAUACGGUAAACCAUUCAGUAUUCCGUUAUUACAUCCGUCAGAAUUUACUUACACUGUUGAGUUUACCUUAAUGCCGCCCACGUUUUCAAAUAAACACAAUUUUCCUCCAUAUAUUCAAUAAACAUUCCCCAAUCUUCUUUAAACGUAUGUUCUUCUUCCCUCCCCUUUUUCGUUUUCCAGCUGCCCUGAUCCGCCGCCGCCGCCAUGGCUUCCGGGGGAGAAGGUCUGGACGACAUUUCUCCGGACUGGACAGGGGCCAGCCUGGUGGACUUGACCUCUCCUGAGCUGGCGAAAUCCAACACCUCCACGCUGGACAGCGGGGAGGAUUUCGAAGUCCUGGAUAACGACGAGGAGGAAGAGGAAGGGCGAGACGAGGACCUGAGCGGCCUCCCUCCGCUGGAGGACGUGCCCAGAAACGACGGCCGAGAGACGGCCGCCUCGCAGCCCCCUGCUCCGGAAGACGCGGAGGAGACCCCCGAGUGGGUGGAUGUGUUAGGUGAGGGCACCUUGCCUUUGGACGGCGCCUUCAGCAAAAGCUGUGGCAGGCAGAAGUUCCGCCGGUGCAGCUGGGAUUGGCUUCCCCUCAGGCCCACCUCUAUUUCUCCCUUCUGGAGAGAUUCUGUGAUUCUCCCACUUCUCCUUUCACUUCUGCUUUUUCCUCGUUGUCCCCUUCCCCCCAUGUCAAAAUUCAUUGCAAAGGAUGCAGGUGUCAGGAUGGUUCACAAGAUAAAUACAUAGGAAAAAUAAAAAUAGGAACAAUUCAAAAAUCUCCCUCUCUGCCUUUAUAUAUGUAUAUAGAUAUGACACAAUAUAUGACAGAUGUGUGAUAAAGGGUCUUCUUACUUACUUUUUCUCUGCUCUUUUUCCUCUCUUUUGUAAGGAUCGUGAGUAUUUUAUUUUUCUUUAUUACGCUUCUCUCUUAAUAUAUUGAUUUUUAUUAUAAAUGAGUUUGGAUUUUAGGGCUUCAUAUGUUAAAAAUCUUCCAUAAAGUUGUUGGAAAAAAUCAAGAAGAGCAAAACUUGCUUCUCUGAUUAAAAAAUUACAGAUUUCUGGUAUCUAUCUGUUUCACAUUCAGUUUUACAUCUGCAAAAAAUAUACACAGAAGGUCCCAUCUGUUGCCAUCUCCCCUCAUUCAUAAACCCAACGCCUUGUUGCUGACCCAGUGAGGAACACCAAAUAUCAUCCCAAUUAAUUAAAGUGGAUACAAACGUCUUUCUGCUCUCCUUCAUGUGUCUCUCGGUUCCUCCCCGCAGGGAGCGGUUUGCUGAAAAAGAAAGUCAUCGUCGCAGGUCAGGGACCGGAGACCCGGCCGGUUAAGAGCCAGGAUGUCACCGUCCGCCUUAAGACCAUGCUGCAGGACGGCACGGUGGUCGAGGAGAACCCCAGCCUCACCUUCACGCUGGGGGACUGUGAUGUCAUCCAGGUGAGUAAAACUCUCUUUUGGGUUGUGAAUGAGGAGAUUUCACCCCUCCCAUAUCCAAGAAUCUGCUGAUGUUCUCUGCUGAUUCUCCAGAGAGGAGGGGCGGUUUUCUGCUCUCUACUUAUUCCGCUCCAGCCUCACAUCAAAGAGAGAGAGAGAGACUGAGUGUUAGAGAGAGAUCGUGUGUAUAGAUAAGGUUGCUGCUAAGAGCAGCUGCAGACACUCAGUGCAGUUCAGCAUUUUCGUUUAGACCUCAUUUAGCUCUGUACGUAGUUGUGUAUUAUAGUUGUAGAUAGAAUAAAGAAGAUAUUCUACAGAGCUGCUCUCCGGGUCGUUUAUGCUCUGCUAGACUCUGCUAUACUCUGCUGUGCGACGACUAUCUUCUUGUGGAAGUGAAUCCGGUGCUCACAACUCUAAGCUGUGAGUCCACAGCACUUUGACCUGUUCCUGUGCAGAAGGUGGUCUCUGGAAGUGCUACCCAGCUCGCCUAGCCCAGUCGGGGCUGAGUGGAUGAGUCCAGUUGGUGACACUGGCUCAAGGGCGAUGCUGACAGUGAAUACCAGUUGUGAGGGAACUGUACCUGGUUGGUCUCAGCUUGAUCCAGUUUGGUUCCAGAGCAGGAGAAAACAAGCUUGCUUCCUCUUCCAUGGGACAGCCCUUGAGAUGUUGGAAGAUGGCUCUCGUAUCUCCUCUUCUCCAGGCUAAACAUACCCAGCUCCUUCAACUGUUCCUCAUCAGGCUCGGUUUCCAGACCCUUGGUCAUCUCACUCUCCCUCCUCUGCACAUAUUCAGGCAUCUCAAUGUCCUUAAAUUGUGGCUCUCAGAACUGGACACGGUGUUCCAGGUGGGGUCUGACCAAGGCAGAACAGACCCGGAUUGUGCCUUCCCUUGACGUUGAUCCUGGACUUCUGUGGAUGCAGCCUAGAAUAACAUUAGACUUUUUUUUGUGCUGCAUCACAUGGUUGACUCACGUUACGCUAGGGGUUUACUUAGGGCCCUCGUAUUUAUGGGACCGCCUCUCCUGGUCUGCCCCUCAGAGGACCUUAAGCUCCAUGAAUAAUCAUAGUUUAGAGGUCCCGGGCCCUAAGGAAGUCAGACUAUCCUCCACCAGGGCCAGGGCCUUCUCAGUGAUGGCUCCAACCUGGUGGAACGCUCUGUCCCAGGAGACCAGGGCCCUGCAGGAUUUACUGUAACUUCUUCUGCAGGGCCUGUAAGACAGAGCUAUUCCGCCUGGCUUUCAAUUUGAACUUAGCCUGAUCUUUCAUUCUCCUUCCUUCCCUCCCCAUCCCCUUUUUACAAAGAUUCCCCGCUCUGGGAUCCCACAGCUAAUUCUCCCCUGGUCUCCUCGCUGGCCCAAGUAGGACUAAUUUAGCCAGCUAGCCCUGGUUAUCAUCUAAUGUUUAUUGGAUGGAUUUCCCCCCUAAAUUAAUUUUUUAAUUCUGAAUUUAUUGUUAUUCACAUUUUAUACUGUAUUUUAUGCUGUUUUUUGUUGCAGCAAUUAAGUGUUUAAAAUUUGUUGUUAGCCGCCCUGAGCCCGGUUUUUUGAACUGGGAAGGGUGGGGUAUAAAUAAAAUUUUACUAUUAUUAUUUAUUAUUGAUCUUUUUCACUUGUACAACUUACUGACAAGCCAGGUGUGCCCCAUCCUGUGUUGGUGCAGCUAUAAGAUGUUCUCACAACUCUUAUUAUGACAGCUGAAUGGAGCCCCUACCUCCGGGUGACAGAUCCCGGGGAGCCGCAGGCAGAGAGGGCUAUCGCCCUCCGAUCCUGUCCUCAGGCUGCCUUAUAACAAUAAUAAUAAUAAUUUAUUAUUUGUACCCCGCCCAUCUGGCUGGGUUUCCCCAGCCACUCUGGGCGGCUUCCACAAAGACCAAAAAUACACUAAUGUGUCAUACAUUAAAAACUUCCCUGAACAGGGCUGCCUUCAGAUGUCUUCUGAAUGUCAGGUAGUUGUUUAUCUCUUUGACAUCUGCUGGGAGGGUGUUCCACAGGGCGGGCGCCACCACCGAGAAGGCCCUCUGCCUGGUUCCCUGUAGCUUUGCUUCUCGCAAUGAGGGAACCGCCAGAAGGCCCUCGGUGCUGGACCUCAGUGUCCGGGCAGAACGAUGGGGGUGGAGACGCUCCUUCAGGUAUACCGGGCCGAGGCCGUUUAGGGCUUUAAAGGUCAACACCAACACUUUGAAUUGUUCUAUCCUCUUGGCCACAGUGAGAACCAGAUGUUGGACUAGAUGAGCCCCGUUUUCCUGCUAGCUGAAAUGGCUGCGUUCUCCCUCUGAGUACCAGCUGCCAAGAAUCUUACUUCUGGCCUGGGAGGGCUCUCCUUCCGUCCCAACAGUUGCUGGAGUCAUUUUCUCCCUCUGCAGGCCCUGGACCUCUGCAUACAGCUAAUGGAGAUGGGAGAGACGGCCCUCAUCAUCUCAGACGCAAAGUACUGCUUCGGCCGGCAAGGGAGGUAGGUGAGGAGGAGGAGGAGGGGCGAGGGAUCCCUUCCCCCAGGGGGCUGACGGGAGAUUCAGUCCCCAAGAAAAGAGGACCCGCUGAAACCUAAAUAAAUCCUUUUGCUUGUCCAGAAUCUCCCACUCCUCCCCUUCCUAGGAUGACCCUGUAGGAUAAUAAUAAUAAUAAUUUAUUAUUUAUACCCCGCCCAUCUGGCUGGGUUUCCCCAAUCACUCUGGGCAGUUUCCAACAAAACACUAAAAUACAAUAACCCAUUAAACAUUAAAAGCGUCCCUAAACAGGGCUGCCUUCAGAUGUCUUCUAAAAGUUUGGUAGUUAUUUUUCUCUUUGAUAUCUGGUACAAGGGCGUUCUACAGGGCGGGCGCCACUACCAAGAAGGCCCUCUGCCUGGUUCCCUGUAACUUGGCUUCUCGCAGUGAGAGAACCGCCAGAAGGCCCUCGGUGCUGGACCUCAGUGUCCGGGCAGAACGAUGGGGGUGGAGACGCUCCUUCAGGUAUAUUGGACUGAGGCCAUUUAGGGCUUUAAAGGUCAACACCAGCACUUUGAAUUGUGUUUGGAAACGUACUGGGAGCCAAUGUAGGUCUUUCAAGACUGGUGUUAUGUGGUCCCGGUGGCCACUCCCAGUCACCAGUCUGGCUGCCGCAUUCUGGAUUAGUUGUAGUUUCUGGGUCACCUUCAAAGGUAGCCCCACGUAGAGCGCAUUGCAGUAGUCCUAGCGAGAGAUAACUAGAGCAUGCACCACUCUGGCAAGACAGACUGUGGGCAGGGAGGGUCUCAGCCUGCGUACCAGAUGGAGCUGAUAAACAGCUGCCAUCUGGUAAACAGAGUGUCCUGUGUAAACCAGAGAAGAAGAAUAAUUUUGUAGUCCUCCCAUCUGACUGGGUUUCCCCAGCCACUCCGGGUAGCUUCUAGCAUAUACAGAAACAUAAUAAAACACCAAACAUUUAAAACUUCCCAAUACCGGGCUGCCUUCAGAUGUCUUCUAAAAGUCAGAUAGCUCCUUGACAUCUGCAGGGAGGGCGUACCGCAGGGCGGGCACCACCACCAAGAAGGCCCUCUGCCCAAUUCCCUGUAACCUCACUUCUCACAGUUAGGGAACCACCAGAAGGCCCUCGUAGCUGGGCCUCAGUGUCUGGGCUGGACGAUGGGGGUGGAGACGCUCCUUCAGGAUCUUUGGGGUGCCUCACCUGCAGUCUUGCUGUCCUCUGUCAGAGUCAGGGUCCUGGGCUGGUGGGACUUUGGCUCUGAUCCUGUAGCCCAUGCUUUUUAUGAAUGAGGUGCUUUUUUCCGGCCUUUCCAACCAGGAGUCCAGACAUCCCUCCUGACUCAUCUCUGGAACUUGAAGUGGAGCUUCUAUCGGCCCAGGAUGCCCCCGACCUGGAACUCCUAAGUGGGAAGGAGAAGAUUGAGCUGGCGAACCGGAAGAGGGAGCGUGGCAACUUCCACUACCAGCGAGCAGACUACGUUCUGGCUAUCAACUCCUACGACAUUGCGCUGAAGAUUAUUGGCUCCAGUUCAAAAGGUGCCUGGUCCCCCAUGGCGGGAGGGGGUGGGGUGGGGCUGACAGGCACUCUUGCUAAAUAUAGGAGGGCUAGCAGCUUUGAGCCCCAGUUUUCAAAAGAGUUUAUUAACUUCUUGAGCUGCCUUGUACCCUGAAAGUUCAGUAUCAAAAGCAACAACAACUUGAUUAAAGAUAUCUCCCUAUACACAUAAAAACGCAAGGCUGUCGUCACGCAGCACUCAUGGCAGGAUUUGUAGUGAUUCAUCACAGUCCUGGACUUGCGUGGAGGCAGGGUGCACUCGGGGAGCAUCAUUCAGCCCAGACACAGAGAUCCAGCUCCGAGGGCCUGUGGAGCGCCCUCCCGUCAGAUGCCAUGGCAGUCGCACAUGCGCAGAAGCGCUAAAUCACGCUUUGCGCAUGCGCACAAGUGCUGAAUCGCAACCCACGCGUGCGCAGAAGCGCCGCUGCGGGUUGCGGACGUGCAUCCCACACAGAUCACGUUUGCAACCCAAGCGUCUACUGUACACGACUUUUAGAAGACCUCUGAAGGCAGCCCUGUAUCAGGAAGUUUUUAAUGUUUGAUGUUUGAUUGUGUUUUAAUUUGUUGGAAGACGCCUAAGUGACUGGACAAACCCAGUCAGAUGGGCUGCAUCAUCAUCAUCAUCAUCAUCAUAAUAAUAAUAAUAAUGAAUGGAGACAUAUCGAGAUGGUGCAAAGUGAGCAGGGGCAGCAGACCCUACACUGCAUAUUCCAUCUUCUUCUCUCUACAGCUGGGGCGGCGGAGGGGGAGAUUUAGGUUGCGGGGGGGGGGGUGUCUGCAUUCCCUUGCAAGACAGAAGCAGGGGAGUGUUGCUUAAUGGCAGAAUGUACUCCCCUGAGAGGUGGCGGUCUCCCCUUCCUUGGAGGUUUUUCCGCAGAGGGUGGAGGGCCACCUGCCAGGGAGUUGAGCUGCGUGACCCUCAAGGUCCCUUCCAGCUCUACAGAUUCUUUGGAGGUCCACAGGUCUCCCAUUCCUAGGAAGAGCCCUCGUUUUGCCAUUUCGAACCCGCACCCCUGCUCAAGCCGCAACCCCGCCACCUUUCUAGUAACCCCCCCUUUGCCCCCCUGCAGUGGACUUUACCCAGGAGGAGGAGGAGGCGUUAGUGGACGUCAAGAUGAAGUGCCUGAACAAUUUAGCCGCCUCUCAGCUCAAGUUGGACCACUACGAUGCGGCCCUGCGAUCCUGCAACCAAGUCCUGGAACAGCAGCCGGACAACAUCAAAGCCCUUUUUCGGAAGGGGAAGGUAGGGGUUGUCUUUCAGGGGGUGGGGAAGGGGAAGGGUAGAGGGUCCAGGUGGCUGCAAGGGGCCCCCUCCUUGUUUCACCCUCGCAACAGCCCUAGGUGUGGCCGAGAGGCAGGGAGGAGUCCAGGGGCACCCGGUGGACAUGCAUAGAUAUGGUUGGAUUUGAACCCAGGUCUCCGGAAUGCUGGCAGUGUGGUGCAGUGGUUAGAGUGCUUGGCUGAGACCUGGAAAGCCUAGGUUUCAAAUCCCUCACUUGGCAAUGGAAGCAUUGCAGCGUAUGGGACCUUUUUGGACUACAACUCCCAUCUUUCAUAGCUAGCAGGACCAGUGGUCAGGAAUGAUGGGAAUUGUAGUCCAAAAACAUCUUGCUUUUCUUAUGUCCUUGAAAAUGGCGGAUUAGGAAACAGAAGUUUGGAAACCUGCAAAACGAUCCACUGUAAACACGGGUUUCGGCUGUGUUCUCCUAGGUCCUGGCACAGCAAGGCGAAUACAGGGAAGCCAUCCCCAUCUUGAAAGCCGCCUUGAAGCUGGAGCCAUCAAAUAAGGUAAGGCCCAGAGCAUCGUAGGUCUGGAAGGGGCCAGAGGGUCAUCUAGCCCAACCCCUUGCAAUGCGGAAAUUGGUCAGAAUCUGACCUGCUGCAGGAUCUUGAACCAAGCGAUUGUCAACGGCUGGUAGCCAGAGGCGUAUGUCGCCGCUGCCCCCAGAUGUGGCUUUCUUCUGGCUUAGAUGGCUGAUAGAAUCCUGGUACCCUUUGAGGGCAUCCAGUCCAACCCAGCGCCUGAAGCUGGUUGCCCAGAUCCCUGCCCAGCAAGGGAGAGAGCCCACCAGCACGUUAGGCCAUUGCGAACACUCUGUUGCCCUGCAUUAAAUUAAGCCGAGAGCCAGGUAUGUUGGGGUUGAGGGCCACAGGUUCCCCCAGGAAGCAUGGCAAAGCCCAACCGGGGUGUAGGCUCAGGUGAGGGAACUCUGAGGUUGCUCCAGCAAAGGGCAGGUGGCAGCUGAGUCCUUGUAUAUAAUAGAUGCAAUGCAACAGGUGUAACCCAAGUUUUAGGACUCACCUCUCCUGCAAGAGUCUGAGUCCCGCAAUCUCCAGCAGAAUCCAGCAUUUGCGAUGCUCUAUUACGUUCUAUCAUGUUCUUAUAAUUUCUUGCAUGGUUUCCAGAGGUUUUUGGACUACAGUGCCCAUCAUCCCUGAGCACACUGGUCCUGGUAGCUAUGUAUGAUGGGACUUGUAGUCCAAAAAAAAUCAAAACAAAACUGGAGACCCAAAUAUAUCCAUGGCUAGUAAAACUUUCCUCUUCAACCAGGCCUUGGGCUGAUUAACAUCCUAUACCCUUUUAAAUGUUUGUGGGAGGGGAGUUAAUGGGUGUCCCCCCCGUUCUUACUUUUAUUAUGCAUUUUGUGUUUUUAUCUGGCAUUUUUAUGCUGUGAAUUGCCCUGACAUUUAUGAAUGAAAGGUGGUAUAGAAAUUUAAUAAAUAAAAAUCAAUGCUUCUCUUCAACACAAAAAAAGGUGCUGGAAUUGCAUACCUUUGUGUACCCCCAGAAAAAAACCAACAUUGUUAAUACAGUAAUAGUAAAUAUUUUCUGUUUUGGGCGGGUCACAUUACUUUUUUAAAUUAGUUUUCAAUGUUUUAUUGAUAUUCUUCAAAUUAUUAUUAUUUUUUUUGGUCUAUGUAUUUUAAUCAUUUUUUUUCCAAAAACACAUAAUUGAACCGCUCAACUUUUUUAAAAAAAAAAAUCAAGUGUGGUAUAGUUUUUCUAUAAGCCAAACAUUGGCCAAGGCAUCUGAAUGGAGCCUCCACAUUCCGCAGCAGUCUACCCCUUGAAACGGCAAACAAACCCAGAGAGGUUCGUCUAGGUUUGGCCUUUUGGUCUGAUUCAGGAAGGCUCCCUCUCCUGCUUCCUCAAAAAUACGUGUUCCUUCUUUCCCUGCGCCCCCCACCAGACCAUCCACACGGAGCUCUCAAAGCUGGCGAAGAAGCAUGCUGACCAGAAGUGCGUGGAGACGGAGAUGUACCGCAAGAUGCUGGGCAACCCCAGCGGACCCACCGCCAAGUGCAAAGACAAGUCAUCGCGGGUAGGUCACACGACCGCUGAGCUGGAUGGGUUCCCGUGGGUCAUCUAGUCCAACCCCCUGCAAGUGCAGGAAUCUGUGUGCACGUGCAGGCCGGCAUCCGUCUGUCUCGGGAGACAACGGAGCGGUGAACUUUUGGGGUGAGGUCAAGCCGCUGAACAGUUGAGGUCCAGCUCCAAGGGCCUUCUGGCGGUUCCCUCGCUGCAAGAAGCCAAGUUACAGGGAACCAGGCAGAGGGCCUUCUCAGUGGUGGCGCCCACUCUGUGGAACAACACCCUCCCACCAGAUGUCAAAGAGAACAACAACUACCAGACUUUUAGAUGACAGCUGAAGGCAGCCCUGUUUAGGGAAGCUUUUAAUGUUUAAUAGGUUAUUGUAUGUUAAUAUUCCGUGGGAAGCCGCCCAGAGUGGCUGGGGAAACCCAGUCAGAUGGGCAGGGUAUAAAUAGUAAAUUAUUAUUAUUAUUAUUAUUAUUAUUAUUAUUAUUAUGCUGCGGCCGCAGAGACCCAGGUGGGAGAGACGUGUUUUCUCGCAGGCAGGGCAGAGGAAGGCACCCAGCUUUGCAGCUGUAGAUGCAGCAGGGAGCUCCUUCUCUCUUCGCUCCUCCCAGCGGUCAUUCCUCCUCUGGUCAGGGAGAAAACUCUGUUGGCAAGACCUGUUCAACAGCGGAACAGUCUCCCUCUGGAACUUGCGAACUCUCCUUCCUUGGAGGUUUUUACACAGAGCUGGGGUGGCCGUCUGCCAGAGAUGCUUUAGCUGAGUGACACUCCAGCAAUGCAAGGGGUUGGAUCUGGUCUUCAUUUUAGAAUUGCUAACACCUUACCUUAGUGUUGUUGUGGUUUUUUUUUACCAUUUUAACAUAAUUCUUUGAUAUUUCUCAUUUUUAACAUUGCUUUUAACUUCAUGUUUAAUAGUAUGCUUUUCUUCUUCUCUGCUAGUCGUUGACUGAAAUAUUUAUAUAAGAAAUAGAAUAUAAUAAUAAUAAUAAUAAUGGCAGUAAUAACGAUUAGUAUUAAUACAAUAAUAGUACAGUGGACGUGCGGGUUGCGAACGUGAUCUGUGCGGGAGGCACGUUCGCAACCUGCAGCGUUCGCAACCCGCAGCGCCACGUCUGCGCAUGUGCAGGUUGCGAUUCAGCGCUUCUGCGCAUGUGCAAAGCACGAUUUAGUGCUUCUGCGCAUGCGCAAGCUCCGAAACCUGGAAGUAACCUGUUUGGCACGGUGCGCAACCCGAAAACGCGCAACCAAAGCGUCUGUAACCCAAGGUAUGACUGUAAUAAUAAUAGCAGUAAUAACGAUCAGUAUUAAUACGAUAAUUGUAAUGCAAUAACAAUAAUUGUAACGACAAUACAAUCUCUCUUUCCCAGUCCAUUCCCUGGAAGUGGCUCUUUGGCGCAACAGCCGUGGCGCUGGGGGGCGUGGCCUUGUCGGUUGUCAUCGCAGCCAGGAACUAGCGCCAUCUGCUGGCAGGGACGGCGAGGAGCCCAAGCGGAAAACCAGCCCCUCUUUCCUCCAUCCCUUCUCCCCACCACGGCACCCCCAUCCCACCCCCACUCCGGCUCUCCUCAACAGACGCAUACGCAGCUCUGGACUGUAGGGUGGCAGCUGGGGUGGGGGGCGGGGCUUAGCCCCUCCCCUCCCCAGAGGCUCCACCCACCCCCUUCUUAGUUGCGAGAUGCAACAGACCCCUUUGCAGUGGGGCCGGCAGGGGAACCGGAGAGAUCCGUGGGGCAGGGUGGUGGUGGUGGGGAGGUUCGGCGCCAUCUCUCUGACUGCAGAGACUGGAAUUCGCAGGAUCUCAAAGGGACCCAGACUUGUGGGUAUCUUUUUGCGGUGGGGGGACGGGACGGGACUUGGAUUUCACUGGAAGUUCUGAUCAAUCCUUUUUUGAGUGCCCCUUUCGGCGGUUCCUGGUUUCUGUCGGGAGGCGCGUGGCGGGCAGAGCUUGCGCAGCCAAGUGUGUGUGUGGGUCUUUUAGGGUCCUGUGCAGAAGUGGGGGAGCCGGUGGGUUUCUGCGGAGGAGGGGGGGUACGGAAACGGACCUCCACAGCGAGACGGGGUCUCUUCGCUUUGGUCCAGCCACGAGGAACCGUGGGGACUGUUUAGGGCUGUGCAGGGAACCGUGGGAGAUGUAGCUGUACUGAUUCCGACCCAUAAAGUGAGCACCAUGGAAAUUCAGCACACUUUGGGGGGGCAUGCGGUGGGUUGAGGGGGGAGAAGAGAGUGGAGAUGAGGACGGGUGGGUGUUUCCCCCCCAAAUCCCCCCCUCCGGAGGCCAAACGGAGGGGCAGAGGCCCCCUUUUGAAUCCCCCCUUCUGAAUUCCCCCCACGACUCCUUCGCCCCCAUCCCAGAGCCUUUCUGGCACCAGCCUUAUGGCGCCAUUCUUGGGUCCCCCCUCCCAGCACCCACUGGUCUGGCCUUCCCCAGGACACGUCCCGCCCUGGCCCAGGCUGGACACUCUCGUUUAUUAAUUAUUAUCAUUAUUUUGACCGCUGUCAGGUUUUAAACUGUGAAUACCACCACUGCCCCACAAAUUCUCUAAUAAAGAAAAUCUGUCAGCAGCGGA
This is a messenger RNA of Podarcis lilfordi (Lilford's wall lizard), 21513 nucleotides long. Lineage: Eukaryota; Metazoa; Chordata; Lepidosauria; Squamata; Lacertidae. The record is from the annotation of a GenBank genome assembly.